UCCCAUGUGCCCCCAUUGCCCCCCCAGACCCCCCUGGGUGCGUCCCGACCAUCCCGUGUCGGUCUGGCAUCGCUCCGUGGGAGCAGCCCGGGCAGCCUGCCCCGCUCCGCUGCACCAUUGAGCCGUGCCGGGAACUAAUUGGAGCCGGAGCUGGAACGGAGCCUGGAAACAGCCAAAAGGGAGCGAGGGAUGGAGGUGGGGGCAGCUCUGCAAAGUGUGACCCCCCCAAAAGAAAUAACGGCAUCAAAAGGACCCCCGAGGAAAUGGGACGCAGCUCCCUGCUCCUACAUCCCGUGGGAUGCUGCGGCCACGUGGAAAUGGGGUGGAAAAUUGCAAAUCUGGGUGAUUUCUCCCCAAACAAGUGUCAGCUCAGGCUGCUGGGGAGGCGAAACACACAGGGCUCUAUUGAGAGAGCGAGGGACAAAUAAAAAGAGGGGAAAAAAAACAUUGCCCGGGCUGAGGGCCAGCAGCACGGAGGGACGUGCCCGGAGCGGGACCAAGACGCAGAGCAGGGCCCUGCAGCCGGCCCGAGAUGUGGGGAGCUGCGUGCACCCCGCGCCUGCUGCACGCUGCCUGGCUCCUGGCUCUGCACGCAGGUCUGCUGGCGGGGGUGAACAUCACCAGCCCCUCGGCGCUGGUGCGCGGCACGGCGGGCAAAGCAGCGCUGCUGUCAGUGCGCUACGCCAGCGCCAGCCCCGACAAACCGGUGGUGAAGUGGCAGCUGAAGAGAGACAAACCCGUCACCGUCGUCCAGUCCAUCGGCACCGAGAUCAUCGGCAACCUGCGGCCCGACUACCGAGACCGCAUCCGCGUGCUGGAGAACGGCUCGCUGCUCAUCAGCCCGCUGCAGCUGGCCGACGAGGGCAGCUACGAGGUGGAGGUCUCCAUCACCGAUGACACCUUCACUGGAGAGAAGACCAUCAACCUCACUGUGGACAUCCCCAUCUCAAAGCCACAAGUGCUGGUGGCCUCCUCAACAGUGUUGGAGCUCAGUGAGUUCUUCACCCUCAACUGCUCACACGAGAAUGGCACCAAGCCCACCUACACCUGGCUGAAGGACGGGCGGCCGCUGAACAACGACUCCCGCCUCCUCCUCUCCCCUGACCAGAAGAUCCUCACCAUCACCCGUGUCCUCAUGGCAGACGAUGAUGUCUACAGCUGCCUUGUGGAGAACCCCAUCAGCCAGGGCCGCAGUGUCCCCGUGAAGCUCACUGUCUACCGCCGGAGUUCCCUUUACAUCAUCCUUUCCACGGGUGGCAUCUUCCUCCUCGUUACUCUGGUGACUGUUUGUGCCUGCUGGAAACCUUCUAAGAAACCGAAGCAGCAAGCGGAGCCACCUCCCCCUGACUACACAGAGCAGGAUGAGGAGCACCCCAAGCACGAGGCUGAGACCAUCCCUCGUGGCGCUGACCAUGAUCGCAAGACCCCCCUGGCCCUCUACAUCCUCAAGGAGCAGGACACCGCAGCACCUCAGGAGGAUUCAUCGCCGCCUGCUGGGCGCUCACCGGGACGCGGAGCUCGGCGCUACCAUCGCUCCCCAGCCCCAGCCCGGCCGCCCCGCUCCCCCCCCGGCUCCCCUGCGCGAUCCCGCUCCGCUGCGCGCCUGCUGCGGGCCGCCGGGGUCCCUGCCAUCCGCGAGCAGGAGGAAGGCAGCGCCCUGGAGAUCAGCGCCUGAGCUGAUGCUGCUGGGGAACACGUGCAUGGCCCGGCCCAGGCGUGGAGGGGUGACACGGGGCACAGCGGAAAGUCACUAAUUUGGUAUUGAACUCUGCUGGAGCUGCACCUUUCCGCCCCGCUGGGGGCUGGAGUGUUGCUGUAGUGGCCAUGGGGCUGGGUGUGGGGCACAUGGGGAGCACACACAUGCAUGGGAUGUACAUGGAGCAUGCACAGAGAGCUCACACUGCAGAGAAAGUGAGCAUGGAGCAUGCACAGAACAUGCAGAGAGCAUGUAUGUGGUAUGCAAAGAGAGUGUGCAAGAGCGUAUGCAGGAGAAUGCUGAGUGUGCUCAGAGUGUGCAAGGAUAUCAUGAACAGAGCAUGCAGAGAGAUUGUGCAUGGAAUAUAUGGAGAGAGCAUGCAGAGUGUGCACAGAGCCUGCAAGGGAACGUGCAUGGACUGUGUGGGAAAAGCAACCUGGAGUAUGGAGAGAGGGCACGUACAAAGGAUGCAAGAGAGCAUGCACACAGUGUGCAAAGGUAGCAUGCAAGAGAGCAAAAAUAAAGCAAGUCAAAAGCAGGUCAAGAGAGUGUGCACAAAGCAUGCAGCUAAGGCCAAACAGGCUGCGUGGCAGAACGUGUGCAUGGCAUGUGCAUGGACCAUGCAGGUAAGUGUGCGAUGUGCAGAGUGUGCCAGAGUUCAGAGCGUGUUCCAAAUGUGCAUGGAGUGUGUAGAGAGCACGAGUGUUCAGAGAGCGUGCAUGGGGCGUGUGGAAGGAGCGAGUGUGGAGUGUGGGAGAAGAACAUACACAGAGCAGGCACGUGUUAUGCAAGAACACUGUGCAUACGACCACAGCCCCAUGCAUGCAGUUGUGUGCAGGUUCCCAUGCGCGUGCACACCCACACACACUGGUGGAAAGGCCCCCAGCCCUCUGGCUGCACUGUACCCAAAUGUGGGCCAGGUCCCAGCAGUGCCCUCGCAGCUGCCAGCCGCCCUCUGCUGCCAAUGGAUUUUCUGUGAAAAUCACCUGUUUAUCAGCACUCCCACCUGCAGUGCUGCAGGAUCCCCCCACAAUAGGUUUAGGACGGAGCCGAAGGGCCGGAGCGCCAGAGCAGGAGCUGGGGCACCCCGUGGUGCUCGGCGUGUGCGAGCACUCGUGGAUGCUACUAACCAAUAAACUCCAUGUGUUACCCA
Coturnix japonica (Japanese quail) is the source of this 2849-nucleotide messenger RNA. RefSeq names its product hepatic and glial cell adhesion molecule (gene HEPACAM). The record is from RefSeq and is a predicted model, not a curated record. NCBI's taxonomy places the organism in Eukaryota, Metazoa, Chordata, Aves, Galliformes, Phasianidae.